Molecule: messenger RNA, 1957 nt
Organism: Malurus melanocephalus (red-backed fairy wren)
Lineage: Eukaryota; Metazoa; Chordata; Aves; Passeriformes; Maluridae
Gene: SAMSN1
Product: SAM domain, SH3 domain and nuclear localization signals 1
Exons: 10
Coding region: 63-1631 (522 amino acids)
Molecular function (GO): protein binding
Source: RefSeq, a predicted model, not a curated record
UAAACUAUGAGCAAUGGAUUCCACCACGAAUACACAAUCCAGGUGUGCCUGGUAACAGUGAAAUGGGUACAGAACCAGAGAACAAAGCAGAGUCCAGGGGAACAUUGAAACGACUACAGAAAUUGGUACGAACCAAGAAAACGAGUACACAAAGCUUGGAAGAUGUCAAGCACGUUCUGGUCCCCCUCAAUACCUUAGAAGAUAAUUAUCUCUCUGAAGAGGAUGAAGAGGCGCUAACUUCUUGCAUGAAGCUGUCAAAACCUCAGGACAAGAAGACGUGGAAAGACAGCACAAGGAGAAAAGAAGAGACCGAGACCAGGGCGGAUUUUAUUUCUGCGUCUCUGGGCCGCUCAUACACUUCCAGACUCAAUAACUUAGGAACUAUUUCAAUUCAUUCCGAAACAGAAUUUCACUUGUGGAGUGACUGGAAGCCAUUUCCUGACAACCAGCUCUGUCCUUGUGACUUCUUAAUUUCAAAAAUAGAAGAAUGGGAAAACUGUACUUGCUCUUCUCAUCAGCCACAUCUUACAUAUUCCCUAACUGAUAUGGAUCUACAGUACUCCUGGCGCACCAGCAGCUUUGGAAGCUUUGACCGUUUCAGGCAUCACUCAAUAUCAAAGGCAGAUGAUUCAGCUGAGAUAUGUGAGCUGGAGACUAUAAGUGACAUUGGGGAAGCAGUACAAACCAAAGCAGCAAACAAUGGAGGAACUCUGGGCAAGAAGAUGAGAGCCAUUUCACUUACCAUGAGGAGAAAGAUGGGUAAAAAAUACACCAAGGCACUGUCCGAGGAGAUGAAUGAAGAGGGAAAAGAUGACAGUGAUCCUGGUGGUGGAACACACACUGAGAAGGUCUCCCUGAAAACCAGUGACUCUUUGGAAAGUCUCUAUAGCCUGAACAGUGGCCAGAGCUCAUCUAGUGGGGUGACGAGCUGCUCCGAUGGCACGAGCAACAGGGACAGCCUGCGCUUUGAUGACGAGGUGCCCUACAACGGCCCCUUCUGCGGCCGAGCCAAAGUCCACACCGACUUCACACCGAGCCCUUACGACACCGACUCACUCAAAAUCAAGAAAGGAGACAUCAUAGAUAUCAUCUGCAAAACACCCAUGGGCAUAUGGACUGGCAUGCUGAACAACAAAGUAGGAAAUUUCAAGUUCAUUUACGUGGAUAUUAUCUUGGAGGAAGAAGCUGCACCCAGAAAGAGAAACCCACACAGAGGAAGCAAAAGGACCAAGUCUAAAACAUUGCAAGAGCUCCUGGAAUGCGUCCACCUGCAGGAAUAUGCCUCAACCCUCUUGCUAAAUGGCUAUGAAACUCUAGAGGACUUAAAGGAUCUACAGGACAGCCACCUGAUCGAAUUAAAUAUUUCAAACCCAGAAGACAGGGCAAGAUUGUUAUCAGCAAUUGAAAAUCUCCAGGAAUGUGACAUUGAACAACAGCAGAACAGUGAGGGAGGUCAGGAGACUCAGAACUUAAGCUCUCACCAGAGCUUUGACAAAUCACAGUUAAAUGACUGUCCAAGAGAUUCCGGCUGUUACAUCUCAUCAGAAAAUUCAGAUAAUGGUAAAGAAGAAGCAGACCCAGAAGCCCUGUCUGACAUGGUGCAGUCAAUAACAAUCAGUGAGUCAAACUGAUUCGGUCCUGCUGCUUUUCUGCAGAUUUUCAGAAAAGACAAUCACAUUCGUCAGUGCAACAGCAUGGAAGCAGAACACAGAAUAUUGUCAACACUGAAAAUCUACUUUUAUCUGAUCCAUGAUGCUUUAAACUGUUUAAUACGUGGACACUUGAUAGCGAAAUGCUAGUUGAUAAUAGGAAUUUCUCACCUUUUUCUUUUCAAUGAAUCCACAGAUAUUUAAAAAAAAAAAAAGUUUAUACAAAAGUAUUUAUAAAUAUUUGUACAGCAAAUGCAUUUUCUGUAACAAUAGAGAAUUUUUUAGGUUCAUAAUCUGGAGAUGUUCAU